AUGGGCGAAGAACACUCUGAAGGUAUAACCGAAGGCCUUGCCUGUAAGGCUAUGGUUGCAAUGACUUCAGUGGCGCUAUACAUCAUGUUUUUUCAACUUGAUAUUAUUUCAGCUCAAGUACUUCUUGCGUUCAAAAUCCCAGUUCAGACUACAACGAUUUAUAUUGAAAAAAUUUAUGGUUUAAGAUUUCUAACCUUCUCUUUAGGUACAAUAAUUGUAUAUAUUAUAUAUGCAAUUUAUGAAAAAAUAAAACCUGAGAUGGAUCAUCAUUUUACACGGGUGACAAUAAAAAAAACAUCAUUUGUUGUUAUGUUGAUUGGACGUGUUAUUUUACUAUUGGUUUCAUGUUUUUCUUCAAAUAUUCCAUACCACGUAUAUUUAGCAUUAGCUUUUGAAUCUUUUGGGUUAGGAGCCGCUGCAACGUAUAAUAUUGCUACUGUUCCUCAACAUAGCACUGUUGUUAUUAUGUCUGCUCAUUUGUCACGUUUAGUAACAUUUCUGGCUCAGUUACUUCUUGAUUUUCUAUUUCGUGAUAAUCCUCUUCCAAAAGUAAGACUCCAAUUCCUUUUGUGUUCAACUUUAAAUGCCAUAGCGGUUGGAUGUUUAUUUUACUAUCAUGAUAAAUCUCCUUGUGAAGCCUCGAAUAGGCCCGAGGCCGAAAAAAAGGAAGAAGUUAAACCAAGUACGCCAGAAAACACUACUUCUGAAUCAACAAAUGGUGGAAAUGGAGGAGAGGCUCAAACACAAAAUACAAAUAAAGAUAAGUGGAGUUUCGGAACAACCUUUUCUAAGGUCGCAUCUCCGUUUUUCAUGUAUUCGGCCGGAUCUACGCUUUUUGAUACGGUUCAUCCUGGUGUUAUUCCUUAUGCGUUAUUACCAACUAAAAAAUGUCACUUAAUCAACAUGAUGUCACCAAUAGCCAAUCUAACUGGACCUUUAACAUUGUUCGCCUUGGAAACCGCAGGCCUAUAUAAUGAUUGGGAACCAGCUUUUGAUGCCGGUUGGCUUUUUACUAUUCCUAUGAUAAUUAUAUCGGUAUAUUCCAUUUUAGCUGUGCACACCAGAAUACCAUCUGCCAGAAUAAUAAUAAACAAUAGACCUAGAGUCUUGGCUAUGACAUUUUCAGGGGCACUCGGAAAUAGCUUCAUGGAUCCACUAAGUUUUUCAGGAGUUGCAAAAAUACUGUUCGUGCCAAAAAACCAUUUACCCGAUCUUGGCGUUCUUUUGCUUCAUGAGUUAUUUUGUAUGGUCGUUCGAUACUUCAACGAUAAACUUUCUGUUGGAUAUAAUGUAGUGAGAACUAGUCUUGGGUAUGUGUUCCCCAAAUUUAGACCCAACCACAGAAUGUCUAAAUGGAAUACAUUUUGGUAUGUGUUGAAACAGACGUUUAGAAAGGCAAUAAGAGAUGCGAGAAGUGACCUAAAUUUGGAUGUAAAAAAGUACCUAUAA
Messenger RNA from Theileria orientalis strain Shintoku, 1449 nucleotides. RefSeq lists its product as hypothetical. The record is from RefSeq and is a predicted model, not a curated record. Lineage: Eukaryota; Apicomplexa; Aconoidasida; Piroplasmida; Theileriidae. Bases 1 to 1449 code for a protein of 482 amino acids. The transcript has a single exon.